Messenger RNA from Theileria equi strain WA, 2703 nucleotides. RefSeq lists its product as hypothetical. Gene Ontology annotation, cellular component: ribonucleoprotein complex. Gene Ontology annotation, molecular function: RNA binding. The transcript has a single exon. The record is from RefSeq and is a predicted model, not a curated record. Bases 1 to 2703 code for a protein of 900 amino acids. NCBI's taxonomy places the organism in Eukaryota, Apicomplexa, Aconoidasida, Piroplasmida, Theileriidae.
AUGGGCUAUAGGAAUCGCAGCUUUAUAGCAUUGUUAUGUCUGGUGAUACUGUUUGAUUUACCAUUUACUUUUCAUCUGAAGUCGACUAAAUUAUUCAUAAGUUGCAGCUAUAUCGGAACAAAUUCUCUAUGUAGAGAUAAACUGCGAGUUUCUGAGAAUGACUACCCUGGAAUAUUGUACAAUGGGAGCAAAUAUGCAUUUCUUUCGCCUAUAAAACUUCAUUUAAACACACAUAGCUCCGUAAAGUUGAACGCUGAGUUUAAAUUUGAUGAAAAAAAGGCGAAACGCAAGAAACAUGCUUCAAAUAAGCCGAAGAAGACAGAUAAAGAGAAGCAUACACUGGAAGGAUUAACUCGUAUCGCAACCAAGAACACACAAGAAUGGGUGUUGUCUAAGGAACUGGAGAAAUUUUUCAGAGAAGCGGAUUAUAUUCCGAAUAAAAUGAGGUUACCAACUCCUCCCAGCAUAAGUUCUCCUUCUUAUGAUGCACUCUUGUAUCUAAAAGGCUUGCCAUUUGAAACAACUGAGGAUGAAAUAUUCAAUUGGCUCAAAAACUAUGACAUUGUUUCCAUUAUUUUGAUAAAAAAUGAAAAGGGACUGUUCACAGGAGAUGCAUAUGUACGCUGUGCAAACAUUGCCAUUAGGGACACUGUUGCCAAGGAAAUGGAUAACAAAGAAUUGGGGGUUCGUUACAUACAGAUUUUCCGCGUGAAUGAGAAUGCAUAUUUGGAGUAUUAUUAUUCUGGAUACAGAAAAGAACCAGCAAAGAGGAAUUUUGUUGAUAUUUCACUUUUAGUGGUCCCAGAGUCUAAAAGGAAAAAACAGAUGGAGAGUAAAGAACAGAAAAUGUAUCAUAUAGAUGAGAUAAAGACAGGAAUGCGUAUUACCGGAACUGUCACCGAAGUAUACAAGAAUGGAGUAAUUGUAGAUUGUGAUGUUUAUGAUGUAAAAGAUGGAUUUAAGGAAAAUGUUAUUUGUGUGUUGAAGAGGAAUAGAAUCGCAAAGAAUGUAGGAAUUGAGGGACAACAUAUGGAGUGGCUCAAGAGUAAGGACCUUGUUAUUUUUCCUGGACUGCAGUUAAACCUUUAUGUUGAAAAGGUAAGAGAUACAACCGCAAGGAAGACAUAUGAUAAGGACAUUUGGAUUGAACACUUUUCAGAGUCUCUGAUAAAGACGUAUACGCAAAAGGUUGUUUUUAUUCCGGAAGAAUCAGAAGCCAAAGCUGAAGAAUCAACAUUAGAAGUGAAAACUACACCAGAUUAUUCUGUAGAUGCUCCAGAAUAUGCCAUAAAAAAUACUGAAAAAGUUGUGAACAUCAGGAGUGACAAACACACAAUUCACACUCCUGCUAAGAAUUUUGAAUCUAGGAAGCUGGUAUACCUAACAAUGGAUUCUACUGUAAGUGAAGAUAAGGCUAUUUGGUGGGAAAAGAAGAUUUUGCAAAAAUAUCUCAAGAACGCAGAAAUUAAAGACUUUGAUAACGUUGCUGUUAAAAAUGCAAUUCAAUAUCACGCAUCAAAAAUGGCAUCUACGGCUGAAAAUGUAGAAAAGGAUGAACUAGUAUCGGGAAAGAGACGAAUUUAUGGAAAUAUAUCUCAUCAUGAGCUCACUCCAGGCAAUUUUCAAUCAGAGGAUAAAAAAGUUGCUACCAAAAAACAGGUCGAUUUCCCAGUUACUGAAACAAUUGAAAUAGAGUCCUCACUAUAUGAUACUAGCCCGUCUUCCUCAGAUAGAUACAGUGAAAUGGUAAAGGAAUUUUUCAAGGACUCUGGUGAUAUGAAGGAUGGAGUUAUGUAUCAUGGUUUUAAUAAUUCCUCUGGGGAAUCUGAACAUGACUAUAGUGAUCUGGAAGGAGACGAAAGAAAAGCAAACUAUUACAAUAAUAUACUAUACCAAGACCCAAAAGAUGAAUUGGAAUUAUUUCCAAGAAUAACCCUGUAUGACCCAUCCAUAAAAUUACCCACAAAUGGACUUUUGUUAAGAACAUCAGAAGUUCCAAGGCUAACGAAUGACCAAGUUAAUGCAAUUUUACAAAUUUUGGGCAAAGAACCAGGGGAUGAACCUUCGGCUAAUCGUAUUCUUCUAACCGAAACGAUCACCAACGAAGGUCUGCCAACGGACUUAUCUCCGCAAACUCUGAUACAAAAAGGUUUGUAUAAGGUUAAACAAUCCAAACGAUCUAUGAAAAAGAUUAUUAACCUUACAAAGCAUCUAACUGGUAGAAGAUUCACGCAGGAAGAUCUUGAUUCCGCUUCCAAAAAAGAGCUCCAAAUGCUUGUGGAAGAAUCACUCUACAAGUUCCUAAACUGGAAUCCGGAACAAAAGGUAAAGAAGGAUUUUAUUAACAACUAUUGCUAUUUGUUGGACAAGAGACUUUCUCUUCCAAAUAUUAGUGACAUUGUUCCGACACGUGAAUUCCCAGAAAAUAUAGAUUCGUUUUCCAGCAUAGAUCAUGAGAUAGAAAGUGCUGUAAAUGUUACCACUUCACCAGAAUCACAAAAUGAGGGGGAUAAAAUCAUUGAAAAGAUGUGGAACGAUCUGAAGUGGAUUAUAGUCAUCAACAUUUAUGGCAAGCAAAGCGACCUUGAAGAGAUCAUCAAGGAUAUUAAAGGGACUGACAAGCAAUUCAAUAUGGAUUUAAAUGCAGCAAAGAACUCACUGAACUCCGAAGUUUUAAAAUUAUUGGAAGAAGCUGUGGAUUAG